GAUACAUCCUCAUUCCAUCCUCUGUCUGUUUUACCUGCUGCUCUUUAUUUUUAAACAGCCUGGUGUUGGUCACGUUCCACCAUAAAUAAGGCGGCUCCUGCCUGGACUUAUCGGGGCAGCAAUGGAUCAGAUGCUCCUCUGUUAGAAGGCUCUUUUCACCCGGAGCUGAUUUUUUACAUUUAUUUUGAUUAUUUCUCUGCGAAGAAAAGACAGGACACCACUCCCUGCUUUCCUCCUCCCGGCUCUUCUGGAUGCAAAUGUCUCCACAUCCCAGACGCGCAGCUGGAUUGUAGCGGCGGCCCCACCGAUGGUUUAAACGGGCGUUGAGGUGCGGGAAGGGAGUGGGACAAAAACAGGAUGAGUGAGCGGUGCAUGCAGAUCGGAAGCAAAGGGGCUCUUCUCGUUGUGGUGCUCGUGAUCGGCGUCCUGGAGCUGUCCUCGUCGACAGAAGCAGCGACAGCAACACACCAUGUCCGGACAGGCACCUGUGAGGUGGUGGCGUUGCAUCGCUGCUGCAACAAGAACAAAAUCGAGGAGCGAUCGCAAACGGUGAAGUGCUCCUGCUUCCCCGGGCAAGUGGCGGGCACCACCAGAGCCGCGCCGUCGUGUGUAGACGCCUCCAUCGCUGAACAGAAGUGGUGGUGCCAGAUGCAUCCGUGCCUCGAUGGGGAGGAAUGUAAAGUUCUUCCCGAUCUGAAGGGCUGGAGCUGCGCUACAGGGAACAAGAUAAAAACCACCAAGAUUUCUGCUGACAGAGACCAGCUUUGGUAACGUCAGAUGCUCCACUGCAAACCCCAGAUGAAACCUGCGCUGCGUUCCGGCGGAUCAUAAAAGGAGACGAGGAUGAUUCAAAGGACCUGGCUGUAAAUAGAGACAUCUUUUAUUCUGGACUAGAAAUAAGCUUUUAAGAACUGAAGAAAUCCUCGUGAGCUUGACGGACGUCGUCAUGAGGAGGACUGAACUUCCUGCUCUGCUUUUUUUAAAGGACUCCCCAUGAUUAGCCUUACUGGACAACAGGUUGAAGUCUCUGAUAUUGUACUGCUUGUAGUGGAACACAGAAACUAACUUUGUCUAUUUUUUUCAUUUCAUGAGAAACUCAACAUCUGCGGCUGGUCGAACACAAAGGUCGUUUUAUUCGGGGGUGGGGGGGCAACGGAUCAAUGUGUCGUAUGACCCAACAGAUUAUCGGGUUCUCCAUUUACUUAUAACAUGUAAUACUCAAAGAAAUACUCUGAAUACUUAAGCUCUUCGCCAUCUUCAAACAAGGCACCGAUCAAACAUUACCGAAAGGAAAUGGAAUCUAUUCACAAUCUAUUUCUUCUACAUUUAGUUUCCUUAUAACCUGUAUUGCUGCUUUAAAGUUCAGCUUAUUUGGUAAGAUGUGUGUAAAUUCCAAAUAUUUGGUUUCCAUCUGGACGAUGACAGUGUUUCCAAAACUGUUUCUAACUAGUUACUCAAGUAUGGUUUGCUAAUGACCUUUAAGUGACUAUCGCUGACACUUCUUUAGCCUGUGUAAGUGAUGACAUUAGUAAUAAACGAUGGUGGUGUAGCUAAA
This is a messenger RNA of Cyprinodon tularosa, 1555 nucleotides long. Its product is annotated as chemokine-like protein TAFA-2. The coding region runs from base 358 to 771 and encodes 137 amino acids. Gene Ontology annotation, molecular function: receptor ligand activity. The transcript is spliced from 6 exons. The record is from RefSeq and is a predicted model, not a curated record. Lineage: Eukaryota; Metazoa; Chordata; Actinopteri; Cyprinodontiformes; Cyprinodontidae.